Pichia membranifaciens NRRL Y-2026 is the source of this 2276-nucleotide messenger RNA. RefSeq lists its product as hypothetical. Gene Ontology annotation, cellular component: nucleus; P-body; CCR4-NOT core complex. The transcript has 2 exons. The record is from RefSeq and is a predicted model, not a curated record. Gene Ontology annotation, biological process: nuclear-transcribed mRNA poly(A) tail shortening; regulation of DNA-templated transcription. The coding region runs from base 54 to 2171 and encodes 705 amino acids. NCBI's taxonomy places the organism in Eukaryota, Fungi, Ascomycota, Pichiomycetes, Pichiales, Pichiaceae.
GUUUCUGAGGGACAUAAAAGAGGUUUGAGAAGCAAAGAGUACAGUUCUCCAAGAUGUCGCAAAGGAAAUUGUUACAAGAGAUCGACCGUGUCUUCAAGAAAGUCAGAGAAGGACUCGAAGAGUUUGACUUCACAUAUGAGAAACUACAGGAUUGCGACAACCAGUCGCAGAAGGAGAAGCUAGAGGCGGACUUGAAAAAGGAGAUCAAGAAGCUCCAGCGUUCGAGAGAACAAAUCAAAAACUGGAUGAGUGGGUCAGAUGUGAAGGACAAGAUGCCGCUUAUAGAGCAUCGAAAGUUGAUUGAGCACGAGAUGGAACGGUUCAAAGAGGUGGAGAAGAUGAUGAAAACGAAAGCUUUUUCGAACGAAGCGUUGGCUUCCACUUCAGAGAUAGUGGAUCCACGGAAGAAGGAGAAGAUGGAGACGGCUGAUUUCAUCCAGGGAAAUAUUGAAGAGCUUCAGAGGCAGAUGGAGGCGAUGGAGGCGGAGCUCGAUCUCAUAAUGUCGUCGAUGAAGAAGAAGAAGCCCGACAUGAGCAAGCAGUCGCACAUCGAAGGGCUGCAGGAGAGCUUGGGAAGACACAAGUGGCACAUAAGUAUGCUGGAGUCGAUUCUGAGACACUUAGAGAACGAUAAUAUUGACGUGGAGCAGAUCAAUGAUAUCAGAGAAGAUAUCGAGUACUACGUUGAAUCGAACGAGGAUCCAAACUUUGUGGAGGACGACACGUUCUACGAGUCACUCGGACUGGACGAAAUGGAGGACAGCUUUGCAGUGAUAGCAGGCGAUGAGUCUGAGGCGCCAGACACUCCCGGAAGGGCAAACUCAGUGACGGAUGAGAGGCCAGGAGAUAGAGAGGUGGAGAGCACCAGAGACAAAGACAAGGAGAAAGACAAGGACAGCGAAAAGGACAAGGAAAAGGAGAUGGAAAAGGAAAAAGUGAGGAAGACCAGGGAGAGGGAGGACAGCGAAAAAGACAAAGAGAAGACGGACAUCCCGAAGAUACCGGAGCCUCAUGCGGCAACGCUUCACACGCAACCGUCACAGACCAACAUUAAUUCACCGGCUGCCAAAACUGCAACCUUGGCCUCGACUCUAUCGGCUUCACUCAAUGCGUCGAACACCACAAACAGCAUCAUCACUGCAGGAUUGAAGCCUGCCACUCCGGUAGGAACACCCAAGUUGAAGUAUGCAACAGCUGCAUUAUCGGGCAUUAAAAAGGCACAAACGAAGCCACCGACAAACGUGUCUUACACUUCGUUGGCGUCGUCUGUCUCGAACACUAACCCCUCCAUUGCGAAAGCAGCCACUGUUAGUGUUGCUGCACCGUCUCAAACGUCACAGGUGUCUUCUCCAAUACCAAGCAACGACACCAUCAGCUUGCCGGCUUCUGUGAAAGUCCCUACCGAAGUGCCAGUGAACUCCUUGAGCAGCAUAUCCAGCGAUAUUGAGAAGUUAGCAUCGCUGAAUGCAUCUAGAAUUCUCAACAAUUACACGGCAAACAGCCCGCAGGUGAACAACAUCCAGGAGUCGUUAUACUUUCUCAACGCUGAAAACUACUCUAAGCUACCGCCAGGAUGCGACAAAUAUCUACACUCCCUCGAGGCAGCCAAGAACAGGAUUUUCGAGUUCAAAAAAAGGGAAGAACUCCAUGUUCCAUCCAAGAAAUCACAGCCACCUGCCAUUGUAUGUGAUGUCAAACUUCCGCCACUAGACGAGAUAUCAGCGCACUUGGAAUCUUCCCUUCUCAAUUGUCCAGAUUCUUACGAUGCAGACAAGCCACGUUCGUACAUUCCAACGAACCCAUACAUAACACAACCUAGUUUCCCAACAGAUCCAUUACCAGAAAUAAUUGGAUCCACAAAACUUCUGGAAAAGGUCGCUGACGACACACUAUUUUAUGGGUUCUACUACAACAACCUUCGAACGCCAUCAAAGUUUACCAACUUCCACAACCUCGAGCAAAUUCCAGACGACGACUACUUACAGUACAUUAUGUCGAAGGAACUCCACAACCGUGGAUGGAACUACCAGAAACAAAAUCACACCUGGUUCAAAGAAAACAGCCCUUCCAACGGGUGCAGUAGUUUUGACUUCGAGGAUAAGUGGGCCGUGAAGAAAACUCUAGAUUUCAAGUUUGACGUGAACGACGUGGAAACUGGUUAUCUGUACUGAUAGCAAGCCAGAGAAGCAAAACGCUCUCUCUCUCUCCUCUUUUGUAAAUUGUAUAUGAAUGAAUGUGAAGUUAAUCAAUAAUAUAGAACAAAGCAAAGUCUUCCG